AUGCGGUUCGACUUCACAUUCCUUGCAGCGAUACUGCUGUCCAGUACUGCCGCAAACGUUAUUGAACCUCAACAUGCCGUUAGAAUAGAAGACGUCACGCAAGGCGACGACUUGUUCAAGCGAAAAGGUGGUGGCGGUGGCGGCGGUCGAGGAGGAAGUAGUGGCGGAAGCAGCGGCGGCUCGCGAGGAGGCAGUAGUGGAAGCAGUGGGAGCAGCGGCAGUGGUAGUCGUGGCUCCGGCUCAGGUGGUGGAUCGCGUGGAAAUACCGCCCCUGGCUCCAAUGCUGGUGGCACCUCGCGGGGAGGUUCGGGACCUCCUCGUGCAUUUGGCGGCGGUUCCUACUACGGCGGAGGUGCGGCAAGGCCCUACAGAUCUGGUGGCAUUUCACCCCUCGGUGGUGCUGCCAUUGGCCUUGCAGCCGGAGCUCUCCUCUUCUGGCCUGGCCGUUGGCUUUACGGGGCGUAUCUAUACCCUUACCAUAACCACUAUGUCUUCCACAACGCCACCACCAACAAAGAAGAGAGUCUUCCUGUUGUUUGCGCUUGUGGCACGUAUGAAGUAUGCGGCUGUGAUGAGAACAACAGCACAAUGACAGAACUUGUCGGCAACGGCACUUACGAUGCUCUCAACAAGUCUAUCAUCAACGUCGGGGAUUACAAAGGUCAAAAGACGCUCCUCGUCAAUGGAACCCUUCCCAACGGCACCACUGUGGAUGGUCCAGAUGAAGGCGCUGGUGUUGGUGUUGGCAUGAAAAGUUUGGUUGAAGCUGCUGGCCUGUGGCCCGCUGUGGUUUGUGUUAUCGCUGCCAUCUGCCUUGCCUAA
This is a messenger RNA of Metarhizium robertsii ARSEF 23, 822 nucleotides long. RefSeq lists its product as uncharacterized. The transcript has 2 exons. NCBI's taxonomy places the organism in Eukaryota, Fungi, Ascomycota, Sordariomycetes, Hypocreales, Clavicipitaceae. The record is from RefSeq and is a predicted model, not a curated record. The coding region runs from base 1 to 822 and encodes 273 amino acids.